UUUCGGAAUUAAUCCGAGAUAUGUUCCGAAUGGUAUAGGGCGACACGUGAAAACUGAAAUGAAAAAUGUUCAGAUAAAUAUUGACGAGUAAAGACAAAAAAAACCACAACAGAAACUGAAAUGUACAAAAGGAUUGUGGGUAAAGGUCAUCUACCAUAUGCCUACUUGAAAAUAAAGUUAGAAUUUGAAGAUGGAGCAGGAGAACCAGAAAUAGAGGCAGCCAUGUUUAAGUAUUUUAUUACACAGGCUAUUCAGUCAUUGCAUGGAGAGAUAGGAGCAAGUCAUAGUGUAGAUGUGCUGAAAUUUCGGAAAAGGCAUUUAGAAGCCAUCCUUAGAGUAUCUUGCAGUUUUCUGUCCAAGUUAUGGAGUUCUCUGACCUUAGUUGGAAACUAUAAGGGCCAAGUCUGUGCAUUUAGAGUUCAACAGGUAUCAUCACAUUUGAUGGCUAUAUCUUCAAACAGUAGAGACAUAAAUGUUUCUUGAGUGACUUUGAUAAGUGAACAUCCAGGUUAUCAAAUGGUAUAAAUGGAAUAUGGUGACCAGUAAGAAAUCAUAACACAGAGAAACAUUGUUUCAAUGGUUUAAAGUUCAAUGAAAGACACAAGAUGUAAAGCAAAAGUGAAAAGCAUUCAUGCAAAUAAGGGGUAAUUGUUGAAAUUCAAAUUGAAUUGGUGGAGAAGUUGUAAUAACAUGUAGUACAGAAAAUAAUUUGUUGAUUUUCAUGAAUUAUAUGUUGCAGAAACAUAGAUUAUCUCCCCUGCAAUGUCUUCCUGUUUUAAAGAAAUAGAUGAAAAAAACAUUAAUUUAAUUUACUAUUUUUGAUAUAGACUUUUUUAAUAACUUUUACAUUUACAUCUAAAAAUUUAAUAUAGUUUAAGAUAUUUUAAAAGAGAUUACAAAUAAGCAAAAAAAACAAAAGACAUAAUAACAUUUCCUGAAGACAUUACUACUCUGUUGCAUGUAUUUGCUUUUCUAUGCAUGGUUUUACGUUGUUAGUUAUUAACCUUGUUAACUGUGUUUUAACUAAUAUUGUUUUUUGUUACAAUUGUCAAAUGAAGUUAUUUGUUAUUUACAUGAAAUGAUGUAAUAAAAUAUUUAAUGUUGAAA
Messenger RNA from Mytilus trossulus (common blue mussel), 1107 nucleotides. RefSeq names its product ribonuclease P protein subunit p14-like. Gene Ontology annotation, biological process: tRNA 5'-leader removal. The transcript has 6 exons. Gene Ontology annotation, molecular function: ribonuclease P activity; ribonuclease P RNA binding. Bases 121 to 483 code for a protein of 120 amino acids. Gene Ontology annotation, cellular component: nucleolus; multimeric ribonuclease P complex. The record is from RefSeq and is a predicted model, not a curated record. NCBI's taxonomy places the organism in Eukaryota, Metazoa, Mollusca, Bivalvia, Mytilida, Mytilidae.